AUGGCGUUUUCUUUAAUUGAUAGAUUAAAUUUACAGAAGAUCAAAUUUGUUGAUGCUGCAAUAAUUCUUAGAAAUCAAUGGAAAUUAAUUGGGGAAUGUAAGUUAAUUCCAUUAGGUAGAGGUUUCUUUACCAUCAAAUUGGAUAAUGCUACAAACCGUAAUUACAUCAAAUCUCAAGUAUGGGAAGUUACAGAUCAAAUCUUGAAGGUUAGAAAUUGGGUGUAUAAUUUUCGACCUACCAGUAAAAGAACUUCUAAUGCUUUUGUUUGGGUGAGAUUUCCAGGUUUAGGUCUUGAAUUCUGGAGUGAAUCAAUUCUGUUCAAAAUUUGUAAAGAAAUAGGAACUCCAAUUAAAAUUGAUGAGGCAACAACUAAAUAUGAUGUUGGAUAUUAUGCAAAUGUCUUGGUUGAGGUAGAUUUUGCUUCUUCAGUUCCAAACAAAGUAUGGAUUGGGACUAAAUAUGGGGUUUUCUUUUCAAGAGAAAACAUAAUUACUCCACAACAACCUAAGAGUUCCUCAGAAAUUCUUCAGCAGCCUAAAUCAAGUUCAACAAACAAUUUGAAUGCUUUAUCUUCAGCAAGUGUCACUAGGUCAUUGCCCUUUGAUAUUUGUGAUACAUCAGCAGAUGACAAUGAAGACCCUGUCAUCCAUACAAUUCAUGUUACUCCAACAGUUCCAGUUCAUCAAAUUAUUCACACUGCUACUACUGGGAGAUUCAGUCCUCUUGAAUGUGUUCAAGAAAAUAUUCUUGAAGAUAUUGUGGUUAAUGAAGAUAAGACAGCAGAUGUUGUAGAAACUCCUCAAAUCAAAUUUGUAGAUGGAAAGACAGGGACAGUCUCUAAUAAAACUGUUAAGGUUACUUCAUGGUCAAAAGUGGUUGAAAACAAAGUGAUUAAUCCUACUUCUACUUCUUCCACUUCUCAACAUUCUCCAGGUGCAGCUAAAGGUGGUAAUCCAAUUGUUACAAAUAAGAAACAUAAUCUCAGACAAAAUCAUGGUAAGGGAGGUACCAAAAAUCCUCCACUACCAAGAUGA
This is a messenger RNA of Papaver somniferum (opium poppy), 1035 nucleotides long. RefSeq lists its product as uncharacterized. NCBI's taxonomy places the organism in Eukaryota, Viridiplantae, Streptophyta, Magnoliopsida, Ranunculales, Papaveraceae. Bases 1 to 1035 code for a protein of 344 amino acids. The record is from RefSeq and is a predicted model, not a curated record. The transcript has 2 exons.